AUGAUCACAGAAUGGGAACAGGACCGAUCAAAACCAAAUCCUUUCAAAUUGGAGGGAUCAGUCACUACACAAGCUUCCAUCAGGCUUGAACUCUCACAACUCGAAGGGCAACAGCUCAGCCAUGGUGUCGACACCUCCCUGUAUCCAGAUAUAUCUCCAAGUUUGUUAGUAGCUGUCAGAAUUGAUCUUGAAUCUCUGCAACAGCACCUAGCUAUAGAUAGUACCAAUACUGGUGCUCACAUGAUGGAUAAUUAG
This is a messenger RNA of Suillus bovinus, 255 nucleotides long. RefSeq lists its product as uncharacterized. NCBI's taxonomy places the organism in Eukaryota, Fungi, Basidiomycota, Agaricomycetes, Boletales, Suillaceae. Bases 1 to 255 code for a protein of 84 amino acids. The transcript has 3 exons. The record is from RefSeq and is a predicted model, not a curated record.